AGCUCAUACCCACCAUCUCCUCUGUCUGUUCCUACAUCCUUCUUCACUUAACUUCUGUCAGGAAAGUAUGGAUCACAUUCAUACUUCGACUCACUCCUGACCAAAUGUCUUUGAUUGGUUGAGUUUCACCACAUUUUAUUAAAUGCCUAAUUGUAUUUCACUAGUGCUCCUUCAAUACUCAAAAAAAUCUGUUUAUCCGAGAAUGUGAUGCUAGAGCAAAAGUACCCACAAAAUGGCUGUUAAAUGGAAAUCGUAAUGGUCCAUGUGGGUCUCUGCUGGUAAUUUAUUGCCUUCUAUUGGUGGCAUGUUGUAUCAAGUGGAUACCAUUAAGGACCAAUAAUGCUAAUGUUUUCAAUAGUUAGCUGAUGGUUUGUAAUGGUAUUUGUAGUGGAAACCAUUAAAAUUUGACAGGUUCUAUUGUUUUUUUUUCAGUCUGGAUUGUUCUAUUGUUUUUUUUUGUUUGUUUGUUUGUUUGUUUGUUGUUGUUGUUGUUGUUUUUUAGCAGGGAUUCAGCAUUAUGAAUAUGACCCUAAAAAUACCCCGAGAAAUCCUGUCAAUCUAGUUGGCUAGAACAUUAGCCGUGAAAAUUAUAACAUUUUCACUGCAGGUACUCUCAGGAAUCCUGUAAGGUUGGCUCAUGUUAGCUUGCCGGCUAGCAUUAGCUUGUUUGUUAGCGUUAGCUCUGAAAAUGAUCACAUUUCUGGCCAUGUCAGUUUGGCUCAUGUGAGCUAGGUGGCUAGAGAAAAUUCCAACAUUUAUUCAAGAGUCUGGAAUCAUCCGGGAAAUCCUGUCGGGGUUGAAUUAUGUUAGCUUGCUAACGCUCGCUGAGAAAAUUCCAACAUGUAUGAAUAUGACCUAAAAAUCCUUUCUGGUUGGCUAACGUUAGUGUGCUGGCUAAUGCUAGCCGUGGAAGUUUUUGAAAGUUAACAUUUAUGAAUAUGACCAAAAAAAAAAAAAAAAAUCCUCUUCGAAGUUAGCUGACCAGCAUUGGCUGGGGAAAUUAUAACCUUUAUGAAUGACUUUUUAAAAACUCCUCUCAGGUUGGGUAAUGCUAGUUAGCUAGCAAACAAAAUAUAUAUAUACUCAUAUGAAUGCCAGUGACUACUUUCUUCCUACUUGAAAGACACGCCCAAACUCCCAUCUAUGGUCUUAAACACACACUUUCUCUUUUUCACUUCUCCUUAUUUUGCCUUGACAUGCUGUAAUUAUGAGAUCAGGGCUGCUGUGCUUUUUUUGUGUGGUUGAACUAGGCACAUGUUUGGCUUUAUUGGAGCUUAAAUCAAGCCGAACUGUUGAUGUAAUCAUUGACAGAAUAAUCAUGACUGUUGUUGUUGUUUUUGUUUUUUUUAAAUGUAUUAUUAUUUUAAUAUAAGUUGAAGCAGCUGGAACAAAAUUUCUGGGGAAAAUAGUGGUACAGUUAAAACAUAUUUUAUUUUAUUAUUGAAUUGAUUUGCGCAUGUUGUGCUGCUGUUACAUGGUGGGUGUGAAGCAAAGCGGUGCAUUAAUAUAACCGAGUUAAUGCUAAUGAAGUACUCGUAUACAGCAGUUCUGACACGAGGCUCCAUUAUGGUGAUUGCUAGUGCGAGGGCUGGUGGAGAUGCCAGAGUAAACGCCUGCUAAUUGUACAGAGUCGAAGUGAGAACAGGCUUUCUUGCGCACGUGUCUAAAUUCCUUUGUAAUGAAGGACACCGGGAAGAGCUCGGAAUGCGAGUCGUUUAAAAAGCCAAAAAUGCAGGAAAGUUAGCCAUGAAUCAUUCCCUCGGCGUGCUGUGUCAUGGCUGUGACAUAGGUGUGUGACUGAAAUACAGAUAAAGCAACAAGGCUCCUGAGAUGAGGUGAGAUAACCACAUGUAAAUGUAUACGGAGUUUUUAAUGUUGUCCUUACAGAAGAGAUGAGAGACCAAGUAGGGAAAGAUUUGCUUAGUGCUGGACUACGUCUGAGGAUACAGACGGGAGGGAGGGAGAGAGGGAGGGAGAGAGGGAGGGGCGGUGGCGAGGUUGUCCGAGGGUGAGCUGCGGGAUUGUAACAGUGCCGUGGACUGUACUCCGUUCAACUCCUGUUCAAAUCACACAAUAAAGAGUGCCUCCUUUUAAAAAAAAAAAUAAUAAUAAUAAUUUAAAAAUCCACUUCCUGUGGCUAGUGUUCGCUCACUCGUUUCAUCCUGAGGAGGGAGCGAGUGUAAGGAUGGAUUUUAUCCUCUGGAUGUUUUAAUCACUUGUGACACUUACCAUGUGGACGGUGUUCUCAGAGUGAAGCCUCUUCUCGUGGGCUGUAAGGUGACCGUUCGCAAGUGCCUUGAUGCUGAUCAACAUGUAAGGAGCUCCUAAGGCUAAAUUGGUCAACACUUGAACAUUUGAUGGUGCGGAAUGUUACCACGAAGUCAUAGUGAUGAACGGGAUGAGACAAACGAAACUGGCGCCUUCCAGUCCAAAAGAAAAGAACUGGGCAAGAAGAGAGCCCAGAGCCUCAAGCUCCGGCAUGGCCUGUGCAAGAAGAUCCAGAAAGUUUUUCAGGGUCCAGCAGAGCUUGACGCUUAUAACCUUCAGCAAACGUCUGCGGAAGUGGAGGAAGACAUGUUCGUCUAUGGAAUAAGCCGGGAAGCUUCUAGUUAUGAGUCUGGUAUCGCCUCAAGUAAAAGUCCUAUCAAAGCAGACGAUAAACACCCGGUGGAGGAGGUUGAUCUAAACAGUGAAAAUACCAUCAAGAUCCCAUGCUCAGUACCAACAAACAGCCCUGCCUCAGAUCAUAAAGUCUUGGCUAAUGCAGAUCUUAUGGACAAAAGAGCUAACAUGGAGGAGCCACAAACACCUGAGAAAGAAGAGGAAGAAGAUGGAGGAAGAAGCACGGAAAGACGUUCCAGCACUAUAGUAGAGCAUAUUUUGAAAGAGCUUCAGGGUAUUAAUAAAAUCCAGGAGGAGAUCUCAGACUUGAGGCAGUACCUGAACUCGGUGAGUGGCUCCGUUGAUGAGGUAUCCUUCUGUGUGGAUUCUGUGCUGAUGGAAAUUGAGGGGCUCUAUUCUGCGAGCGCUUCUGGUCAACCCUCACCUCAAAGGCUAAUGGUUCAUCACAGGAGCAAUCAGAUCGAUGUAGCACCUACCAUAAGACGUAGAAGUCCGUUGUUAAAGAUGCCUGAAAAGAACGAAACUCUUUACUCUGGUGUACCAAGAAAGUCCAGAGCACAUCAUGCUGAGAUUUCAGACAACUCCGAUGAGUCAUCGUGCAGAGUAUGCCCUUCUUCUAAUUACUCCAGUCAUGACGGGGUUUAUGGCCAGGAUUUUCCAAGUUCUAGUUCCUUGUCCGGUCAUAGCUUUAAAGGUAUAGAGCAUGAUGACCGUUACCAUUCCAUGGAGGCAGAUCUACAAAGGAGUAGCUGGGAUACCUCAAGCAUGCGUUUAAGUGAGAGUGGAGAUGGAGGAUGGAGUGGGGACACAGGGUGGAGUGAGGAGGAUUGCUGCUCUUGCCAGAAUAGUGUUGACUGUUUAGAAGACCACAGACAACCUGAUACCUGGUGUAGAUAUAAUGGUGGAGCAACUAGCAGCACUCCAGGUCAUUCUUCCCAAAGCAGCUCUGAGCACCUUUCUUUACUGUUUGGACAGCAGUACAGCUCACUAUCUAGCUUGUCCAGUGCUGCAGACUGGAGACAUCCCAGAAGACAUACAGGCCCUGAUAUUGAAUGUGACUGCACACCGAAUUGCCCAUAUUCCCGUAGCUCAGGUUACCACACCAUGGAUGCGUAUGCCGACGACCUGUGCAGUGGCCCAUCCACAAGCAUUAGUUGUUCCACUAUGGUGCUGACCGAUUAUGAUGAUGUCUGCCAAGAUUUGCACUCUUCUUGUGAAAACUACCUGAAUGUGGAUGUGUAUUCUGGAGACAGCAACGAGAGAGACUGGCACAAGAAGGUUUACCCAAGCAUGUCUGAAGAACAGCUUGAUCCAGAUGACUCUGAGAAUAUGGAUGACUUCCAGCAGCGUAACGUUGAUAUAGUAAAGAUAAACAAAGCUGUGCUGACCUUUCAGUCUGCUCUUCAUGGAGCCAUAAAGAGGUUUGAUGGAUCUCGUGAGAAUAAUUCUGACAUUCCUGAACAACAUUCAGAUGAACUUGUGGAGGAUGACUCAACUGUGGAGGGAUCUGAUUUGGAUCAGGCGAUACGAUCUAGCAGCGAGACCUUAGAUCAAAGCUUGUCACCUUACAAGAGAAUUGAUACCAGACGAUUUCAAGAAGAAUAUGAUCUCAGUGACUUCCAACUACAAAUGGACCAAACGGAUGACUCGCAGAUCUUUGAUCCUCAGGAAUCAACUUCUGGUACAGUGUCUCCUUCGUGUAAUCAAACUGAACACUACUCGGUGGACCGUUCAUCCAGUGGAGAUGAACCUUUAGAAGAUCAAGAACUUUUGUAUGAGGCUGGUUCUCUUGAAUUUAUCACAGAGACGGUGACUGUAGAGAACGUUCAUAAGGAAAUAACCCAGUUUGCCUGUGAAGGCACUGAGCCAGGAUCUCUGGGGACAGUCCUUGAAACAGAAGCUGAGUUCGAUCAGGUAGCGGCUCGGGUAAACUCGGGCACUGGCGACCCUGAUCAGGUAGACCCUCACCACCAGAAGUGCCUUGCCAAUAUCCAGCGUGUUCUCAAGGAGCAGAGACAGAGACAUAGGUUGUCUCGGUUUUCUAGAGACACAAAGCAUAUUUUUUCAGAGGAAGAAUUCAAUCCAGGUAUAAUUUGCAUAUAAACCUGUCCAUGUCUUUAAAAAUGUUUUAAUCUUUUGCAGUGAACUUACCAUAGCUGUUCGGUCUUGUUCUGUUUUGCAGAGGAAAGCAGAGAGGUUAAUCAGGUCACUUUAAAACAUUUUGAUCAAACUUUUUACUUGACUAAAAUUGCAUUCACACAUUUUUCCAUCUUGUCUUAUUAAUUCAAACGAUGAUAACUAAGAGCAUGCUUUGUUUAUCAGUGCAUGUGACCCAUGCAGAAUUUUGUCCUCAGUCUCAGUGCCUGUUUUGGUCGCCAUGUUAUUGUUUAAAAGUACCGUCUGUGUGUGUUUGUAUUUAUGAAAUGUAAGCUUUUUGUCAUCACAUCCUCAGAGGAAAGACAGACACUGAGAAGAAGUGU
Ictalurus punctatus (channel catfish) is the source of this 5102-nucleotide messenger RNA. RefSeq lists its product as uncharacterized. The coding region runs from base 2368 to 4725 and encodes 785 amino acids. Lineage: Eukaryota; Metazoa; Chordata; Actinopteri; Siluriformes; Ictaluridae. The record is from RefSeq and is a predicted model, not a curated record. The transcript has 2 exons.